AUGCAAGCUGUGAUAAUAGUGUCUGCAAAUGUGACCCUGAUUUCUAUAAUCAAAAUGGAGCUGCUCAAUACAACUCAGCUGUGUGACUUCACACCUGGGGAGUGUGUCCCACAUGCAGUUUGUGAGGGUAAAAGCCAGAGGUGUGUCUGCAAGGCGGGUUACUACAGUAGAGGAAAUCUCUGUCGGGAGUUGAUUAAUGCUACCAUUUGUGAAGGUGUUCCAGGUGAGUGUGUGACCAAUGCCAGAUGUGUGGGCGACACCUGCCAAUGUGAGGACGGAUACUUCCCCAAAGACGGUCU
This is a messenger RNA of Candidula unifasciata, 299 nucleotides long. NCBI's taxonomy places the organism in Eukaryota, Metazoa, Mollusca, Gastropoda, Stylommatophora, Geomitridae. The record is from the annotation of a GenBank genome assembly.